Molecule: messenger RNA, 3287 nt
Organism: Marasmius oreades (fairy-ring Marasmius)
Lineage: Eukaryota; Fungi; Basidiomycota; Agaricomycetes; Agaricales; Marasmiaceae
Exons: 17
Coding region: 261-2843 (860 amino acids)
Cellular component (GO): cytoplasm
Molecular function (GO): ATP binding; ATP-dependent chromatin remodeler activity
Source: RefSeq, a predicted model, not a curated record
CUUCUCAUUAUCGUUCUCAAUUGUCGUCAAUGGGUACUUAUCGGUGUCAGGCAAAUAAAGGUCUGCAGGUCCUUUGAAUGUUCCUUUUUUGUCUUCAAGGGGUGCAUGCAGUAGCAUGCAGACUAUGAAGACCCAAGUGGCAAACAACGUGGCAACAAGGCGACCGAGAUAAAAGACAUACUUCGUCGCGUUCCCUAUAGCACUCCUUUCUUCCGCUUUCCAUCGCGGUUCACGGAUACCUCUCUCUUACCGAACCAAUUAUGGAUCUAGAUAUGGCAAUUGACAAUCGCGCGAGUGGCAAUUCUCUCAACGAGAGUGGCACCAGUCUUUCAAGGAGUGUACCUCAUACACCUGCAAGGUCUAAUGCUGGAUUUAGAGCACAGAAUAUUUUAUCUCCGCCUUCAAGUCGAUUUGCACGCGCUCAACGACCCAACGCAUUUACCCCUCCUGCUACUCCAGCCCCAAACACUCCCUCAUCCUCAAAGACAUCUAGACGUGCAUUGAAUGCGCAUCGUGGACGAUCAUCUCGAUUACCUGAGCAAGGAAUUCCACCCGUAAACACAAGGACACCUAGUGGAAAUCCCGGUAGGCUCGAAAACCACAUCGUGACUCUUGAAGAUUACAACCAUGAAGACGAAUCCUCGGCCGAUGACAGGGAUGACUACGUUCCCGAUCCACCUGGGGGAGCGUCGACAACUCGUCGCGGGAGACGUCGAUUGUCAGAACCUUCAGGAAGUUCCCACUCACCCAGGAAUCUAAGGACACCCAGAAGAGCUCCUCGUAGAUCGGAUCCCGUGCAUGCUACCCAUCGCAUCGUGCCUUUAGAAGAUUAUAACGAUAGUGAAGAAUCUUCUGACGAUAUGUUGGAAGACUAUGUGGCAGAAGAAGUCAUUCCUCAGGACUCGGUGGAAGCAAUUGACGAAACAACGGAGGGGUUGUGUGUUGGCUUGUCCACGGCUGAGGUUGAACAGCUGGUUCUCCAAUUGUGUCAAAACUCAAAUGAGCCCGAAAAUGAAACCCCGCAAUUUGAAAGAACUCUAGAGAGUCAUCGUCUUCUACCAUAUCAAGUCAAAGGUGUGGAUUGGAUGAUCGGUAGAGAAAAUGUCGAGAGAAAGAAGAUGGGGGGUAUAUUAGCAGAUGAAACAGGGUUGGGCAAAACAGUCCAAACCUGCGCGCUUAUCAAGUACGAUCAUGUCAAGAAUCCGCAAGAAGUUCGCUACCACCCGACGCUUGUCAUCGUACCCUCGGCACUAGUUUCUCAGUGGGAAGCUGAAUGCGACAAGUUCCUUCCGGCUUUGAAAGUGGUCGCCUAUCGCGGCAGUCCUAAGCGUCGUAGUAUGUACGAGUUGCUAAACGCUGAUAUCAUCAUAACAACCUAUGGUGUUGUACGCCACGAAUAUAUGCUUCGUCAAUUCUCGGCGGACCGGUUUCAGGCUGGACACUUUCUGAAUAGCAUUGGGCUCAGGAAACGAAAUAACGGUCGAAGCAUCGAUGAAGUUCUCAAGGACGCGCUAUUCAGAAUAGGGUUCAGGAGAGUCGUCCUCGAUGAAGGGCACAAUAUACGAACUCAUACAACUAGUCGUGCCAAAGCAUGCUAUGAACUACAAAGCACUUUUAGAUGGUGUGUAACAGCGACUCCGAUACAUAAUUCAGUGAUGGACUAUUACUCUCUUUUACGGUUUCUAAGGAUCAAGCCAUACUGCGAUAUUAUGUGGUUCAAGGAAAAAAUAGAGAAACCUGUUGGCAAGACGAUAGGAUGGCAGGCAGGGAAGGCAAUUAAAAGGCUGCAACUGUGUCUGACUCAAGUUCUUAUCCGACGUCGAAAAGAAGAGUACACAGACGGGAGGAAGAAUCUGGAUUUGCCACCAUACAUCGUACAUUGUGAUCCUUUGAUCACGCGGCUAAGUGCGGAGGAAACGGAGAUAUAUGGUGCAUUACAAGCAAGGUUUAGUUCGAUUGUGAACCAGUUCGAGUUAUCCACGCAGUGUAUAUUUGUACUUCUCCUGAGGCUGAGGCAAGCGUGCCUUCACCCUUCUUUGUUACUGAAGACGUAUAAGAAUGACGUGCAGGAGAUAUUGAGACGCACGAACGAGAGUGGAAGCGGAGACCAGGAUGAGACUGGGGAAUUUGAACAACACAAUGCGACGGAUUAUUGUGAGCUUUGUGGGGCAAGGUUCUCCGAGAUCAACGACAACUUACGAGCUCAUAAAGAAGCUUGCAAAGCAACUCUACAACUCUUGGCGAGAUAUGCUUGUGUCAAUGGGGAGCAGCGGAUCAUGUCUGAGAGGGUGAAGGAGGUUAUGCGCAUCCUAAGGGAGAUUCCUGAAGGGGAGAAGGUCAUCGUGUUCUCUCAGUUCACGACGAUGUUGGAUGUGAUGCAAGAAUUUUUGCGAGAUGAGGGGAUGAGGUUUGUGAGAUAUGACGGAACCAUGGAUGAGAGGUUCCGGGAGAAGAGUCUGGAGAUGAUUAAGGAUAAAAAUAGUGGUGUCCGGAUUAUUUUAAUGUCGUUGAAGGCAGGAGGGGUUGGCUUAAACCUUGCUCGGUGCAACCACAUCAUUCUCACCGAUAUUUGGUGGAAUCCGGCUAUCGAGGACCAAGCAAUAGGUCGUGCACAUCGAAUGGGUCAAAGGCGACAAGUGCAUAUCUACAAACUGGUUGCGGAUGGGACUAUCGAAAGUCGGAUAUUGCACUUACAGGGUAAAAAACGGAGGCUUGCGGAAAUGACGCUGGCAAGUGAUCAAUUGGAGGAGGUGAAACAGCUGUCUCUCAACAGGGCGGAGGUUAUCGCGCUCAUUACUGGGAGAGACCCCCGGAUGGCGCCUGCUGCUCCAAAUGUUCUGUGAUUCUGGCCUGCACUGGGAGAUUUACAGCCGUUUGCAUAAAGGUUGAGACUGAUCAACCAUGUAUUCUAUAUAGAAAUCUAACAAUUUGGUGCCCUUAGCCCUAAUGUCGUUAAUUGACAAGUCUCAACCUUUAUGCAAAGGGCUGUAAUGAUAAUUAAGUAUCUAUUCAAGUAAUGGACCGUACUGACUUUACACCAGAUCAGCUUAGGCGGAAGCUGACUUUGUGUCGUCUCUCCAACCCCAGAAGUUUUUUCAAUAAUUUACUACGUAAAUCAAAAUUUCCAGUCCAACCCGGCGCCCCCCCGAAGUUACCCAUUUCUGUGUCCAUAACUAAUUUCCGGACCAUCUUGCGAUUGAGGUGGUAUUAGGGCUAAUUUUUCGCCCAGUCGUGUCUACAUUUUCGAUAGGACAUACACAGAUAUAAUAGAUACAUAGUGCUCUGGA